CCCGGUGGUCUUAUCCACAUCAUAGAUGACCAAGCUCGCCGCUCGCAUAAGAAGACUGACCACUCGAUGGUGGAAGCCUUUGGCAAGCGUUGGGGUAACCACUCAUCGUUCAAAGUUGGUGUCAUUGAUCCUUCUGGUUUCCCCACGUUCACCGUCAAUCACUUCAGCGGCCCCGUCGCCUGCUCUGCUGAGGGCUUCUUGGACCAUAACUUCGAUGCUCCCAACUUUUAUUUCGUCUCUCUUUUCGGUGGCAACACAAGCCCACCCCAAGACACUCUCUUCGGGACACUAGUGGACACAUCAACCUGA
This is a messenger RNA of Suillus clintonianus, 309 nucleotides long. RefSeq lists its product as uncharacterized. NCBI's taxonomy places the organism in Eukaryota, Fungi, Basidiomycota, Agaricomycetes, Boletales, Suillaceae. The transcript has a single exon. Gene Ontology annotation, cellular component: myosin complex. The record is from RefSeq and is a predicted model, not a curated record. The annotation marks the transcript as partial. Gene Ontology annotation, molecular function: ATP binding; cytoskeletal motor activity.